AUGAUUCUAUUGCUUAAUCUAAUGAAAUCAGGCAAGCAUCGUCUCGAUGCUGCAAGGAGUUUCAGAUCAGAUGAGGCGCUCGAAGCCAUAGCCUAUGCGUUAGAAGAGAAAAUACCUAACGUAGUGCUAUACAACUAUCCUUCCUUCUCCGGCGCUUAUUCGGCUCUCUUCGCUCUCGCCUCCAUCUUGCUAAUUUCUUCCGUCGUACCCUUUAGAAUAAGUUCAGCGGAUCUCACUGCUUAUGGGAAUUCCCAUUUUCAAUCUCGGCUUAUUGAUGCAAAGAAACUGCUGAAGUUUAAUAAAGCUUUCAAGAUCAGAUUGGGAAGAGGGUUUUAUGGAGAGUGCCUGGGGAUGCGUGCAGAUGGUAAUCAUCAACUAAGUGAUGAACUUGGCAAGCAACUUAGUCUACAAAGUGCUGCAUCUGUUUUGAGGCCAAUCGGAGCUCUUACAUUCAUGCAAAGGAAUAAUCAUAAAAUGUGCUUGAGAAUUACAGACAAUAUAGUCGAUAUAUCUGAAAUUGCUAAGAAAAAGGCUUAUGGAGGUGUGGAACUUCUUGUUCAUGCUCGUUUAUCAUAUGAAUGGAUGAAUAUCAAUGGAUUUUGGAUAAUCCACAAUGAAAACACUGAUGGGACGAAUCUCAAAGUUAAUGUCUCUGAAAUUAGAAGCCACAGUCAAAUUCCAAUGACAAAUUUGGUAAUCACAAAGGGAUGA
This is a messenger RNA of Arabis nemorensis, 711 nucleotides long. NCBI's taxonomy places the organism in Eukaryota, Viridiplantae, Streptophyta, Magnoliopsida, Brassicales, Brassicaceae. The record is from the annotation of a GenBank genome assembly.